AUGUCAUCAUUUGAGACAUUCUUCGAGGGCUGGCUGGUCCGGCAGGAGCACUACCUGGACGAGCUCCAGUCGGCCCAGCAGCGAGCCCACGAGGCGCGUGAAGUUGAUCUCCGAGACUUGGUGUCGCGGGUGCUGCUCCAUUACCAGCAAUACUAUGAGGAGAAAUCAAGAAUUGCACAGAGAGAUGUGUUUAUGGUGUUUUCACCCACUUGGUUCACUUCCCUGGAGCGUGCUUUGCUGUGGAUAGCCGGGUUCAAACCGGGUCUGGCAUUCCGGUUGGUUUCGGACUCGGUACCCGACUUGAGUGAUGACCAGCGGGUCCGGGUGACCCGCCUCGUGGAGGAGACGCGGGUCGAGGAGCGGGCGCUGAAUGAUAAGCUGGCUAAGAUUCACGAGAGCGUGGCGGCCCCACCGCUUGUCGAUGUGGCGCGUCGCCACGCGCGGUAUGUGGAGAGUGAGGGUGCGGAGGGGGAGGAGGAGGAGGCGGCGACGAGGUUGAAGUCGGCAUUGGAAGACGUGCUGGCGGAUGCGAAUUUGCUGAGGACGACGGUGGCGACGAAGCUGGUGGAGAUGAUGAGCGGCGCUCAGGCGGUCAGGUUUUUGGUGGCGGUGGGUCAGUUUCAGCUCAAGAUAAGGAGCUGGGGGUUGGAGAGAGACGCGCGGCGGUCCCGCGGCGGAAGACGGUGGUAG
Messenger RNA from Fragaria vesca subsp. vesca, 690 nucleotides. RefSeq names its product transcription factor TGA4-like. Gene Ontology annotation, molecular function: sequence-specific DNA binding. The transcript has a single exon. The record is from RefSeq and is a predicted model, not a curated record. Gene Ontology annotation, biological process: DNA-templated transcription. Lineage: Eukaryota; Viridiplantae; Streptophyta; Magnoliopsida; Rosales; Rosaceae. Bases 1 to 690 code for a protein of 229 amino acids.